Antrostomus carolinensis (chuck-will's-widow) is the source of this 924-nucleotide messenger RNA. RefSeq names its product protein GPR107-like. Gene Ontology annotation, cellular component: clathrin-coated vesicle; membrane; Golgi apparatus. Gene Ontology annotation, molecular function: clathrin heavy chain binding. Gene Ontology annotation, biological process: clathrin-dependent endocytosis. The record is from RefSeq and is a predicted model, not a curated record. Lineage: Eukaryota; Metazoa; Chordata; Aves; Caprimulgiformes; Caprimulgidae. The transcript has 4 exons. The annotation marks the transcript as partial.
CUGCCAUUAACCUAGCAAAGCUGAAGCUUUUCAGACACUACUAUGUCAUGAUUGUGUGUUACAUUUACUUCACACGGAUCAUUGCAAUUCUCAUAAAGAUUGCUGUUCCAUUCCAGUGGAAGUGGCUGUACCAGCUGCUGGAUGAAAUGGCCACACUUGUGUUCUUUGUCCUCACUGGGUACAAGUUCCGUCCAGCGUCAGACAACCCUUAUCUACAGCUUUCUCAAGACGAUGAGGAUGACUUGGAGAUGGAAGCUGUGGUGACGACUUCUGGAGUAAUGGAGGGCAUGAAGAAGGUCAAGAAAGUGGUGAAUGGUUUAGCAGAGCCACGAGGCGAGUGGGAAAGCACAGCAUGAUGGACUGGACUAAGGCAGCACUUUCAGAGAAACUUUUUUUAAUUUAUUAAUAUUACUCUCAGUGGCAAGGGAGCAACUAGCACUUCCCAACACUGAAAUUGCGGAGUGGGGUGUGUCUAGGGGGAGCAAAGCGGUGCAGAAAUGUAACUAUUCCUCUGGUCGUGAGAAAAUGGGAUCUCUUGGUACCUGCAAGGAGUGUGAAGCUUUCCUAGGGAUUUUGGGUAGCUUAUUCUUUUUUUCCCCUUUCUGGAUCAGUUAGGUAUUCUGAAUUGUUUGCAGCUGCAUUCUUCAGAAUGUGUAAUACUAAUGUGAAGAGAGACUUUUAGUGUGUAUGUAAAGUAUAUAUUUUAUAUAACGCUCAUAUAUAUAUAUACACACACUUGCUAUGUAACAUGUAUACUGGGAAUUACAAAGUGUGUCAGAAGGUGCAAAAAGAAGGUAAGAUGUAAGUAUUCUUUCUUUUCUUUUUAUAAACUCUCCUUUUUAGCUUGGACAAAACAAAUGAACAGAAACAACUGCAGUUAUUUGAGAGACUAAAUGAGGUGUUGGAUCAGAUUAAUUCUGCCAC